Botrytis cinerea B05.10 is the source of this 6016-nucleotide messenger RNA. RefSeq lists its product as hypothetical. The record is from RefSeq and is a predicted model, not a curated record. The transcript is spliced from 6 exons. Gene Ontology annotation, molecular function: phosphorelay sensor kinase activity. Lineage: Eukaryota; Fungi; Ascomycota; Leotiomycetes; Helotiales; Sclerotiniaceae. Bases 854 to 1774 code for a protein of 306 amino acids. Gene Ontology annotation, biological process: phosphorelay signal transduction system; phosphorylation; regulation of DNA-templated transcription.
GUUGGAGCCCCGAGGAAGGGAAGGAUUGUCAUUGCCAUUCAUGUACAGGUAGACAAGAGGUACUAGGUACUUGAUUAAUGCUGCCACACUUCUUAUAUUUUUAAGAGCUUUAGUCAUGUAUCUUGUACUGGCAUGAAGAAGGAAUACAGUAGACACCUAGUAUUUAGUACCUCCUACUCAGUAGUUGCUUCUACUGUGAAACCGCCCAUCCAUUCUCAUUCACUCAUUCAUUCAUUCUUCCGAUGUACAAGUUUCAACCAUUGAGCAGAAGAAACUUCGACCAGUGACCACAAAGCCGCAACUUGACAAGAAAAACGGUACAACUUGUUUAUUAUGCUAGUGAUUGCUCAGCUAUGAUUACCCAUUGCUGUUGUUUCCUGUCUUUUCUUUAUCUUUUGUUACUCUAACAAACCACAAAUCACCAAGACUAUCCUCAAGAAACUAUUGACUUGCCCCCUAUCGUUUAAUCUUUAUACCUGUCUACCUCCCCACUGCAGUGGCUACCUGCCUACUCACCAUCUUUCCCAAUUAACCAUCUCGACAAUAGCGUACAAUAGUACAAUUGCCGAUUGUCUACCUGCCGGUCCUUCUAUCAAUUUACUAGAUUCAAAUAAAUAGGUAGUCAAGGCUACUCUAUUGAUACCGAAACGAUAAUCCAUCAAUUAGUUGAGUUUCUUCGAGAUCCCCUCCUAUUAGGAUCAGCUUGGAGGAAGAGACAAAUCACCUCCUCCGCCUGUCCGCCCAUCAGCCCUCUUCCACCCCCAAGGUUACAUGGAGUACAUGGGUUAAAGCGACGGACCCUCUUGAAAUUAAAUGCAAACAUAGCAUUUUGUGCUAAGACAAGGAAGGACUAAUGAACUCGGAACCAGAAUCUAUCUUUGCUUCCAGAUUUGAGGAGAAUUGUCGACAGCAUCAAGAUCAACAGCAACAGCAACAGCAACAGCAGCAGCAACAGCAACAGCAACAGCAACAGCAACAGGAACACCAAUAUCAACAUCAGCAUCUUCGUCACGAAGAAGUGAAGAAAGUCAGCAAUGACAAGCCUCUUAUUAACAGUGUCAGCCGCUGCACAAUCACAAUUAAUCAAUCCCCCAUACCAAUACUAGAACCGACAUUGGCACAGACGUCAUGUGGAGCUAGUGGCUACGCAUCUGGCUUGGAUCGGACAAAGGGACAGGGGUUAAUUUCAACACAUGGUACAGAAGAAUUCGAUACUCGAGAAUCUGGACAAUUCACAUCAACAAACAAGAACAAUUCUCCGCCUCAAUUUAUUAAUGUUGACAUUCCCAUAUCGUUGUCGUCGCACAAUAGCAAUUCCUGGCCUGCUUCUGUUUAUCCAAGUCGAGACCGAGAUGGAGACCUAGACAUACAAAAUACAAAAGAUAUCGAGACCCAAAGGAGAGUAUCAACCGCCUCGUCUGCCACUCUAUUAUCAACCCCUCAGUUGUCGCCGUUAUCACCAUCACUGCAAGCCUCGAAACAUUCUAGAGUGGAGGAUAAUGUAUCAGAGAGAAUCCUCGAUAUCACGCUCUCAGAACCACCCUUCAAACGACACCGCGCAAAAUUGAAACCUUGUCAUAUACCCCAGCCAGAUAAUGAAGCAGCGAACGACUGUCCUGCAAAUUUACAAUCGCCUAGGUCUCCCCGAUUUACAACUCAUAAACUCAGAAGGACACAUUCCUCCCAAAGUUCUCCAAAUAUAGACACGACAGUUAUGUCGAAACUAGAUAAAGACGGCACUAGUAUAACAAUACUCAAGUCAGUUCGAUCUUAGCUCGUGGUAAUAUAUUGGGGAACAACUCGAAUCCUCCUGGUAAAUCCAUCGGGCCCACGCUGAAUCUAGAACAGCAAAGGCGCACAGCCAGUCCUAAGCUGAGCGCGAAUCCUCAAGAGGGCUCAUUGAUUCACAAAGUGGGCAUAAUCGAACUUCUAGAGCAAGAUGAGAGACCAACUUUCAUAAUAGAUGUUUCUAAUCAGGAAAAUUAUAUACCCGGUGGUCGUUUACGACUAGAAUAUGCGAAUGCAUCACUGCGGGCUAUGAUUCCAUUAUUGGAAAUGGUAGCAGGCUUUGCGGAUCUGUCUUCUCCUACAAUCGUUACCCAUGCGUUUCCGGAGUUUAAAGCAUGGGUGCUAAGUUUUGUGAGCAAAGAAGGCGAAUCUUUAGAUAUAUGCUUGCCAUCAUUUUUGUAUGGAGGGUUCACGUGGAGUUGUUCGACUUUAAGAAAACGUCUUCGUGUAAUGAAUGGCGUUAGAACUCAGAUUCCCACAACCAACUCGACCUCAUCGAACGCAAACAAUAGCAGCCCUGCUAUACCGAAUCCAGGUUUCGUAAUAGGUCAAGAUUUGAAAAGCUCAACGGAUCUAUUCCCUGAGCCAUCUGAUUACUUUGGAGAUGUAGCUACAGUUGUCCCAGAUUCGGGCCCGACAGAAUCACUUCUUGUUGGCAACAAAGUAGCACAAAUAGAUGGGUCCUCAUUCGAUUGGACAAGACUUCCACUAAACGCAGCGUUACCUCGACACAUUCAAUUCACUCGUAAUGUUAAUUGGUCAGCCUCCCCUCUUGGACCCAUGAAAAACUGGAGUUUUGACUUGAGAGCUAUGUGUAAUCUCAUCAUGGGAAGUCCUCACCCAUCGGCCAUGUACUGGGGAGCUGAAUAUACAACCAUAUACAACGAAGCGUAUAUCUUACUAGCAGGUCAAAAACACCCUAGCUUGAUGGGUCAAAGUUACAAAACAGCUUGGGCGGAAAUCUGGGGUGAUAUCGAAGCGGUUUUUGCAAAAGCGAAAUCAUCUGGUCAAGCCACCAUGAAAGACGAAGAUAGACUUUUCAUCAAGCGAAAUGGUUACCUGGAAGAAUGCUACUUUGCAUGGAGUAUAAUUCCACUAGUCGGAGAGGAUGGCUCUGUAGUCGGGUUGUAUAAUCCGGCAUGGGAAAAGACGAGAAGGGUGAUAUCGGAACGUCGAAUGCUUACUUUGCGAGAAGUUGGAGAGAAGACAGCUACUGCGAGAAACAUCAAAGGAUUUUGGGCACAAGUCAUCAAAUCAUUGGAGUACAACCCCUUUGACAUACCGUUUGCUUUUCUCUACUCUGUCAAUGAGGAUGUUGAUAGCGACAUGAGCUCACAGAGAUCAUUGAACUCCGGAAGCAUGUCACAAGCUCCAUGUUGUGUGUUGGAGGGAACAAUUGGCGUACCUUCGGGCCAUCAAUCAGCUGCUACACCAUUGGACCUUCACCUCAGCGAAGAUGGAUUUGCUCCAUAUUUGAGAGAAUGUAUGAGGCUUGAUAGGCCUGUACUGCUUACCACUGAGGAAGGAACCCUACCAGCGGAACUAAUCAAAAAUCUCGAAUGUGUAGGGUUUGGCGAUCCUUGCCGAGCUGCCGUUGCCAUACCACUUCAUGCCACUAGCAGAGAGUCCAUACUAGGUUUCUUGGUCAUGGGAGUGAAUCCAAGAAGACCUUAUGACGAUGAUUAUAGUUUGUUUGUUGAGCUCAUGACUCGCCAAUUGGCAACUUCAAUGGCGUCAGUUGUUCUCUACGAGGAAGAAAUCCGCAAAGGUCAGAAAGCAGCGCGCAUUGCUGCCCAAGAUCGCCAAGAAUUAUCGGAGCUUGUCAACCUACGCACCCAAGAAGCCGUGGAAAGUGAAAGUAGAUUUACCCGCAUGGCUGAAAUGGCUCCGGUUGGAAUGUUCAUUGCGAAUUCUCAGGGAGAAAUCACAUUUUCUAACGAUGCUUGGUGGGAAAUAUCGCGGCAUCCUCGAUCAGAUAAUAGCGCAAAGUCAUGGAUGGAAAGCAUAAAAGAAGAAGAUCGCGAAGGAGUUCAAGCUACCUGGAACAAAUUGGUUGCACAGAAAGUAAACGUGACGAAAGAGUUUCGUUUCAAAACGCCAUGGCAAAGUAAGCAUGCUUUGACCGAUACAUGGGCUCUCAUGAAUUGCACUUCACUUAGGGAUAAAGACAACAACCUGAUGAGCAUCUUCGGCUGUAUCACGGAUAUAUCACAUCAAAAAUGGGCAGAGGAGUUUCAGAAACAGAAGACGAAAGAGGCAAUAGAGUUAAAACGACAACAGGAGAAUUUCAUCGAUAUGACUAGCCAUGAAAUGCGCAAUCCAUUGAGUGCGAUCCUUCAAUGUUCGGAUGAAAUUACCAGUGCUUUGACUGCUCCUGCUCUCAAAGGUCUGAAAUCAAAUGCGCGAAAUAUGGAAGCGCCUCAGGAGAUAUCAGAACUUAUCGAAAGCAGCAUUGAUGCAGCUCAAACUAUCGCACUUUGUGCGCAGCAUCAGAAACGCAUCGUCGAUGACAUCCUGACCUUGUCUAAAUUAGACUCUGCGCUCCUAGUCGUAGCACCUGUCUCAACGCAACCAAUAUCUGUAGCCAGGCGUGCCAUCAAGAUGUUUGAAGGAGAUAUGGAAAAACAUGACAUCUCUAUAGAGUUUCAAAUCCAGGACUCGUAUACUGACCUUAACAUCAAUUGGGCAAAGCUUGAUCCAUCACGGCUAUUACAAGUCCUAAUAAAUCUGCUAACGAAUGCUAUAAAAUUCACCACGGGUCAGCCUCAACGAUCAAUUAUCGUGAGUAUUGGUGCGACGAAGGAACAUCCGGCAAACAGUGAUACCACCGUUCAAUAUUUUCCUUCGCGCUCAGGUAUUACGGGUUUGGCAAUGGAUGAAGCAGAAUGGGGUCCAGGCGAAAAUUUAUAUCUGAAAUUUGCUGUUCAAGAUACAGGCAGAGGUCUUGAUGAAAAAGAGGUGUCGAUUUUAUUCCAGCGAUUUUCACAAGCGUCUCCACGCACUCAUGUUCAAUAUGGCGGGUCAGGCCUCGGAUUGUUCAUCUCGAGAGAAUUAACCGAACUUCAAGGUGGACAAAUUGGAGUCUCCUCAGAAAAAGGAGUCGGCAGUUGUUUUGCGUUUUACGUCAAGGCUCGUCGGGCUGAGCGCAGUCCCGAAACAUCACCUCUAUCUUCUCCAAACUACAGUGCCAUGAAUCGAAAGCCUUCUUCGCGUACCCCAAAUCUUACAGCGGUGGAAAAUAUCAACAGCUCGUUGGAGAAGCCAGUGCAUACCCAAUCCAAAGGAGAAGCUUCAACAAGUGUAGCUAGGAUAUCACCAAGGCCAAAAGUUGAUUACAAAGAUAUCACAAUUCUUAUCGUUGAAGACAACCUUGUUAAUCAACGCGUUUUGCAAAAACAAUUACACAGAGCCGGGUUUGUGACGCAAGUUAGCAACCACGGGUUGGAGGCUUUGCAUAAGUUGGAAGCGUCGUCUUUUUGGAAGAAUGAAACUCCCACCGCGGAAAGAACAAGUAUUUCAUGUGUUUUGAUGGAUCUUGAAAUGCCAAUAAUGGACGGUCUUACUUGCACCAAAAAGAUUCGAGCAUUAGAGGCCGAUGGAACGAUUGUUCGCCAUGUUCCAAUAAUUGCAGUCACAGCAAAUGCAAGAUUGGAACAAAUUGAGACGGCUUUAGCUACUGGGAUGGAUGAUGUUGUUUCUAAACCGUUUCGCAUGCCAGAUCUAAUACCAAAAGUUGAGGCAUUGGUAAUAAAGAGUCAAGCGGGUUCAAAGACAGAGUUGGAAUAAUCGAAAGUCGUUUGGGAAGGAAUUUCAAGUUUUGGGAACUAUUCUGUUUGUGACAGCAAGCGAUUUAGACGGAUGGAAUAAGUGAUGGGGGUUUAUACACGCAUAACAAUGGCGUUUGGGAUUAUUUGUGGAUGGUGCGCAAGUGGGAUACCCAAAUAGUACACAUGCAUUUUCUGCAUUUUGGUUUUAUGGAGUUUAAUAUGGAGGUUUGAUUUAUUUGGGGAGGAGUUGAAUGAACGGACGAGUGUGAUGAGAAGAAAGAAUUUGACGGGAAAGAGGUGCGUGAAAAGCAGGGCGGUGGAGGAGGUAGAUGUUCAAUCUUUCAAUGGAUGGAUGGGUGGGUGGAGGAUGAUAAUGAUGUAAAUAUCGACAUGCUAUACUGAUAGUGGUAUGUCAUUAAUAACACAACAUUGCAUCCACAGCAUAAUAAUUUAACUCCCGA